Molecule: messenger RNA, 2179 nt
Organism: Aphanomyces astaci
Lineage: Eukaryota; Oomycota; Saprolegniomycetes; Saprolegniales; Verrucalvaceae
Exons: 2
Coding region: 56-1372 (438 amino acids)
Source: RefSeq, a predicted model, not a curated record
GACAGUUUCGUGCAUCCAGCUGUAGCACAUUUUUAGCGAGGGCACUUGGUUCCUCAUGCGGCGGAGUGGCCGCGCGAGAGUCAUCGGUCCGUCGGCGUCGCUGAAUCUGGCCACGCAUGCACUCUUGGCGACGCCGACCCCGCCACACCUCACGUCGCAGCGCUCGCUCAGUCCCAAGUCCAAAAAGCAUCUGUCCCAUCAUCAGCACAGUCAAUCUCCGCAGCAUCCGUCGGGGCAUGCGCUGUUCACCCAUACGUCUGCAUCUCAAGGUGAUGGGAUGAUGCGGCAUGCCAAUCCCCUCGAGACACACGGACUCUUUCUUGGCAGCGACGACAACGACGACGACGACGAUAGGCGCUCGGCGGCCGCCGCGACCCAGCAUCACUUUUUCCGGCUCCUCAUGUCGCGCACGCGCAGUGUGGCCGAGAACGAAGACCUUCAGGACUGGCUGCUGCAGACAUAUAACGCCGCGUACCUGACUCUGAUGGCGCUGAGCCACGGGAACCCGCAGUUCUUUCGCAACCUGCUCUAUUCUGUGACGGUCGUGUCGCGCGGCGCCGCCGACUUUGUCGUCCGGCAAGACGAGACGCCCACUGGCUCCGUGUUCAUUGUCAUGACAGGGCAGUGCACAGAGAUGAUUCGACGCCAUCGGUUCAAUCUCACCACUUGCACGAGUUCAAACACAUCAUCCCUUCGACAGAAACCCGCCACGUCACACGACGUUGACGACCUUACGUGGCGCACGCUGCACCCUGGCGACCUCUUUGGCCUUGAAUCCAUCUACUUUCAAUUCCCAUUCCAUUACAUUUCGCUGCGCGCGGACGGCUGUGUCGAGCGCAACCGCAUCGGCGUGUCGACGCUGCACCCCACGCAUCUCUUGGUCCUUCCGACCUACCCCCAGGACAAGACGUCGAUAUCCACGAGCUUUCGAUCGCCAUCACCGAUGGACGCCGCACCCGCCAUGUCGUCGAGCCGACUCGCCGCUGCGUUUCUCGCGCAAACAUUCCUCUUGCACUCGCUGCCCCAGGCAUCGAUUGAGUUUUUGGCAUCGCAUGUGACACCGCUCCAAGUGACCAAGGACGAAUACCUGUACACGGCAGGCCAGCCGCCGUCGAUUUACUUUGUCCUUGCCGGCGAGCUCCGAGUGUACACUGUCGAGGACGUGGUCGUGACCACCGACGGCGAAAGCGAGGUCCAUCCCACCUCCUACCACUACCUAAUAAUGGCUCGAGGGGGGACUGCCACGUCAUACUACUACACAUGUGUGUCAUGUCUGAAUUGUCAUUGGUCGACUUGUAGGUCGUUACGCGGCGCGUGGAGCUGCAGAUUCUCAAAGCGUUCGACUGCUCUGGUCUGGCAGAGGUGUGUCUGAACCACUCGGGGUUUCUAAACUAUUGCGUGGCCACCGCGGACGCCGCCGUGUACAUUUUGCCCACGUACGCCUUGUUUGCAGUCGUCAAGACCGGCAUGCCCAUACUCACCGUGUUCGUCGAGUACUUUACGAGGCAGCGCAACUGGUACCAGCUUAGACGGUUCACAGCCUUGAACCAUUACAACAAACGGAUCGAUUAUAGGUUGACGCCAGGCAUGCAGCGCAAAGGACCAAUCCCGUGCCCGCGGUGUGGCCUUCCCGGGCACAUGAGCGACUCGCUCGUGUGCCAGCACACGGCGCACGCCGACUUGCUGGACGACCACUCGACCGCCCCCACGCGCCGGCAGACGUCUGCGCGGAACGUCUUUCUCCACCGCCGCAUCAUCGCCUCGGAGCGCGACAUCAUGCUGGACGAGUCGGGGCUCCAGCUCGAGCUCAACGACGCCGACGGCGCCGGCUCCAUCCACAAGGCCAUGCGACGGAUGGACCGAGCCCUGGGGCUGCUCGUGCCGUCCCAGACGUUCCACACCCGCAGGUCGUCCAAGGUGGAGCCGCCGCCGCUUCUCACCAACUCGCCGUCCACCCCCAAGACCCUGCCGACCAUGAACUCUCGCUCCAGGGUCAAGCUCAAGCUGCCUGCACGGGACCGACAACUCGUGGACGUUUGAGUAUUCCUACCGCCAUAUAUGAACGUUGAUACUAUGAAGCCAUAUAUGCGUGACCUUCCUUACUGUGCAACACAAUCAUGCUAUUACUAGUAAUACAGUAUAGCAUGAACUUCCAGUGAAGUUAGUAUUUAUUUCUGUG